AAGGCUCCUGCAAAGGCAAUGAGCAAAGUUUGUGAACAAGUUCUGAAGGAGGUUUUGCAGUUAGACAACGACUUGUGUCAACAGAGCCCACUUCUACAGGGUUCAAUUUCACAACCAGUUGUAGGAUCCAAACUAUCCACCAAGCUUGAAAUGGAAAAAUUCAGUAGCCAAGUCACAGAGGGAACAGGCAACAGACAUUCUGUACACUCGCCUGAUCAACAGGUGCCUAUUCAGGGCAUAGAGCCUCAGAUGGAGUCUCCAGGUUGCUUGACAGUGGAGAGAAGUAAGCUGCAAAAAGAUAAUAAUGCAGAACCAAUCCAAAAUGACAAGGAGAGAUGCGACAAUAAAGAGGAAGAAGAUGGAAGUCCACGUUUGGUGAUGUCUUGUGAUGUAAAACCUGAACGGGAAGGCCUCCCGGAUGGUGCAGAAACAACAUAUGAAGUGGCUGCAGACGGGAUACCAAGCGACAAAAAACAUGACAUAGAAACAUUAGAGUCAGGUGAAAAACAAAAUGGUCCCCCUGCCAGUGGCCCAAGUAGGAUGAAGUACGAGGAAAAGGCCACACAGUGCAACAUCCUCAUCGUACCAACAGAGGACAGGGCAACUCUUUGUGAAGUCAAGGACUUUACAAAUGCAGCUUCGGCCUGUGGGUGUAGCAAAGCUGAGCAAUCGUUGACUGCGAGGGGUGGCACAGAUAAACCAAAGCCAAUGUGUGAUGCAUACGACGAGUGCAUUGUUUCAUAAAACGUUUAACUUAAAACUAAACUGAACAAUAAUCUAAGUGACAGUGCCAUUAAUUUAGUAUUAAAAUUGUACAUGCAAGAAACAUUUAGGUGCAAUUCAGUUAAUGUUACAGUCCUACUGUGUCAUCUGUAUUUCAUUCACGCAGUCUAAAUAUUUUAAUAAAAAAAAUACUUAAAGACUGGAGUUUGUAAUUAAUGUUUAUUUCUAUAAAGUAAUCCUAUGAUGAAAUCCUAGAUCUGUCUUACUUAACCCACAUUAAUUUUGUAAACAUCUUAUAAUACUUUAAGACGUAUAUGUGUGAUCUCAGAUAAAUUGGUACAUUGGUAUCACAUGAAAAAAAAGACAUAAUUGUGCAAAGCUCACUGUACAUAAAACAAAGUUUAAAAUGUUAUGAUAUAUUAAUAGAUUUUAACGUGUUAUAUUGUCAGAAAAUAAUUAACAAUCGAUUCGCUUGUGACUUCCAGUUACUUGUUCAUCGUGUCGUACUUCGGUCAAAAUCCUGA
Patiria miniata (bat star) is the source of this 1247-nucleotide messenger RNA. RefSeq lists its product as uncharacterized. NCBI's taxonomy places the organism in Eukaryota, Metazoa, Echinodermata, Asteroidea, Valvatida, Asterinidae. The transcript is spliced from 4 exons. The record is from RefSeq and is a predicted model, not a curated record. The coding region runs from base 19 to 744 and encodes 241 amino acids.